AUGGUGCAGCUUUGCCUUGGCUUCACCUCUCUUUCCACCAUCCUUUUCCAUUCGAUCUCCCCGCAUUCCUCAUUGCUCACUCCCCAAAUCGUUGCCUCCCCCUUCAUGCAUUUCAGCAGCAGUGGUGAAGCAGCUGAUCCCUCAAACUCCCUGUUUCUUCCCCCCUUCCCCAACCCUACAGGCAUUUCAGCAGCAGUGGUGAAGCAGCUGAGGGAGGAGACCGGAGCCGGCAUGAUGGCAUGCAAGAAGGCUCUCACCGACACCAACGGGGACCUCGACUCAACCUUAUCCCCCGCUCCCCACGCCUCUAUCCAUUCCCUACAGGCAUUUCGGCCGCAGUGCCUCUCACUAACUCACUUACUCUGCUUCUUUUCCCGCUCCCUCACCUUAAACCCCACCUCCGGUGCAGCAGCAGGUGGUAUUUCAGCAGCAGUGGUGAAGCAGCUGAGGGAGGAGACCGGAGCCGGCAUGAUGGCAUGCAAGAUUGCCCUCACAGACGCCAACGGGGACCUCGACACGGCCCGCGAAAUCCUCCGCAAGAAGGGCCUGGCUUCGGCGGACAAGAAAGCCUCUCGCAUCGCGUCCGAAGGGCUCGUCAGCAGCUACGUUCACUCGGACCGCAUCGGGGUUCUCAUUGAGGUGAACUGCGAGACGGAUUUCGUCGCCCGAGGGAGCGCGUUCCAGGAGCUGGUUGAAGAUUUGGGCAUGCAGGUGGCGGCUUGUCCGCAGGUGGAGGUGGUAUCUGUUGAGGAUGUGCCUGCAGAGCAGGUGGCGAAGGAGAGGGAGGUGGAGAUGGGGAAGGAGGAUCUGGCGAGCAAGCCCGAGGCGGUACGCGGGAAGAUUGUCGACGGGAGGAUGGCGAAGCGGCUGAACGAACUGGCUCUUCUAGAGCAGCCGUAUAUCAAGAAUGAUAAGGUGAUGGUGAAGGAUGUGGUGAAGCAGGCCAUUGCUUCUCUUGGGGAGAAUAUCCGCAUUCGCCGCUUCGUGCGGUUUAACCUCGGGGAGGGUAUCGAGAAGAAAUCGGCUGAUUUCGCAGCGGAGGUGGCAGCAGCGAGCCAGGUUCAGGCCCCUGCUGCUCCCGCGCCUGCUGCCGCUCCUGCCGCCGAAGCUGCGCCCGAGCCUGCCGCCGACAAGCCCAAGGUCGCCGUGUCUAUGGCGGCAGUGAAGCAGCUUCGGGACGCCACUGGCGCCGGCAUGAUGGACUGCAAGAAAGCACUGGAAUCCACCGAUGGGGAUGUUGAUGCUGCCCGGGAGCUUCUCCGCAAGAAGGGCCUCGCGAGCGCAGACAAGAAGGCGUCGCGCAUCGCCGCGGAGGGUAUUGUGGGGAGCUACAUUCACGACGGGCGCAUCGGCGCACUGAUCGAGAUCAACUGCGAGACGGACUUCGUCGCACGCGGGGAGAAAUUCCGUGAGCUGGUCGACGACCUAGCGAUGCAGGUGGUGGCGUGCCCGGGGGUGCAAGUGGUGAGCGAGGAGGAUGUUGACUCGGCUUGGCUCGCCAAGGAGCGGGAGAUGGAGAUGGGGAAGGAGGAUCUGGCGAGCAAGCCCGAGGCGGUUCGCGGGAAGAUUGUCGACGGGCGGCUGGCGAAGCGCGUCUCGGAGCUGGCGCUACUGGAGCAGCCGUUCCUUAAGAACGAUAAGGUGACUGUGAAGGAGGUGGUUAAGGAGGUGGUGGCUGCGCUGGGGGAGAACAUCCGCGUGAGACGGUUUGAGAGGUUUACUCUCGGGGAGGGGAUUGAGAAGAAGGUUUCGGAUUUCGCUGCUGAGGUGGCUGCUGCUGCGGGGCAAGCAUAA
Messenger RNA from Closterium sp. Naga37s-1, 1794 nucleotides. Lineage: Eukaryota; Viridiplantae; Streptophyta; Zygnematophyceae; Desmidiales; Closteriaceae. The record is from the annotation of a GenBank genome assembly.